Messenger RNA from Nicrophorus vespilloides, 629 nucleotides. RefSeq names its product 40S ribosomal protein S15 (gene RpS15). The record is from RefSeq and is a predicted model, not a curated record. Bases 129 to 575 code for a protein of 148 amino acids. Gene Ontology annotation, biological process: translation; ribosomal small subunit assembly. The transcript has 3 exons. Lineage: Eukaryota; Metazoa; Arthropoda; Insecta; Coleoptera; Silphidae. Gene Ontology annotation, molecular function: RNA binding; structural constituent of ribosome. Gene Ontology annotation, cellular component: ribosome; cytosolic small ribosomal subunit.
UGAGUUCUUUUCAAGCCAGUUUUAAUGGCCGCAGAUUCUCUCUGCUAAGUCUCUGAAAAAAUCUUCUUUUCCAGCGAUAAUCCGCUGAGUAUUUCACGUGCAGGCAACGUAAAUAAAUAAAGUUAACCAUGGGUGAUAAGGUUGAUACAGAAAUCAAGAAGAAGAGGACUUUCCGUAAGUUCACCUUCCGUGGAGUCGAUCUGGAUCAACUCCUUGAUAUGCCAAAUGAGCAGCUCAUGGAAUUGAUGCACGCUCGUGCCAGGAGGCGUUUCCGUCGUGGACUUAAGCGCAAGCCGAUGGCCCUCGUCAAGAAACUGCGUAAAGCCAAGAAGGAGGCUCCACCAAAUGAGAAGCCUGAGGUCGUCAAGACCCAUCUCCGUAACAUGAUCAUUGUCCCAGAAAUGGUCGGCUCCAUCGUCGGUGUUUACAACGGAAAGGCUUUCACCCUGGUUGAAAUCAAGCCAGAGAUGAUUGGACAUUACUUGGGAGAAUUCUCCCUCACCUACAAACCAGUUAAGCACGGUAGACCUGGUAUUGGUGCCACCCACAGCUCCCGUUUCAUCCCGCUCAAGUAAAUUCGAUGUUUUUAUAUUCUAAUUAAGUAAUAAAAUUUAUUUGAAGGGAGCAUA